Molecule: messenger RNA, 1342 nt
Organism: Rattus rattus (black rat)
Lineage: Eukaryota; Metazoa; Chordata; Mammalia; Rodentia; Muridae
Gene: Enpp7
Product: ectonucleotide pyrophosphatase/phosphodiesterase 7
Exons: 5
Coding region: 23-1342 (439 amino acids)
Source: RefSeq, a predicted model, not a curated record
CCUGUCUGUCUGAGAGCCAGCCAUGGGGCGCUCAGCUGUCCUCCUCUCUGUGGCUCUAGUCAUCCUCCCAGCUUGUGUGACUGGGGGUCCUGUCCAAAGGCAGCAGCGGCAUAAGCUUCUCCUUGUAUCCUUCGAUGGCUUCCGCUGGAACUAUGACCAAGACGUGGAAACCCCGAACCUGGACUCCAUGGCUCAGGAAGGAGUGAAAGCUCGCUACAUGACUCCUGCCUUUGUCACCAUGACCAGCCCCUGCCACUUUACACUGGUCACCGGCAAAUACAUCGAGAACCAUGGGGUGGUCCACAACAUGUUCUAUAACACCACCAACAAGGUGAGGCUGCCCUACCAUGCCACGCUCGGGAUCCAGAGGUGGUGGGAUAACGGCAGCAUACCCAUCUGGAUCACAGCCCAGAGGCAGGGCUUAAAAACCGGCUCCUUCUUCUACCCUGGUGGGAACGUCACCUACCAAGGAGAGGCCGUGACGAUGAGCCGGAAGGAAGGCGUCUUACACAAUUACAAAAACGAGACGGAGUGGAGGGCCAAUGUGGACACAGUGAUGAAGUGGUUCACGGAGGAGGAUGUGUCCCUGGUCACUCUCUACUUUGGGGAGCCGGACUCCACUGGCCACAAGUAUGGCCCUGAGUCCCAGGAGAGGAAGGACAUGGUGAAACAGGUAGACAGGACGGUGGGCUACCUCCGGGACAGCAUCAAGCGCCACCACCUCACAGACAGCCUCAACCUGAUAAUCACCUCGGACCACGGCAUGACGACCGUCAACAAGAAGGCCAGCGACCUGGUCGAGUUCCACAAGUUCCCCAACUUCACCUUCCGGGACAUUGAGUUCGAACUCUUGGACUACGGGCCCAACGGGAUGCUGAUCCCCAAGGAAGGGAUGCUGGAGAAGGUAUACAGUGUCCUCAAGGAUGCACACCCCAGGCUGCAUGUGUACAAGAAGGAGGACUUCCCGAAGACCUUUCACUACGCCAACAACCCCAGGAUCACGUCCCUGCUCAUGUACAGUGACCUCGGCUAUGUCAUUCAUGGGAGAGUGAACGUCCAGUUCAACAAUGGUGAGCAUGGUUUCGACAACCAAGACAUGGACAUGAAGACCAUCUUCCGGGCCGUGGGUCCCAGCUUCAAGGCAGGCUUGGAGGUGGAGCCCUUUGAGAGCGUCCAUGUGUACGAGCUCAUGUGUCAGCUGCUGGGCAUCGUGCCCGAGCCCAACGAUGGGCAUCCGGGCGUCCUGCAACCCAUGCUCCGGUCAGGGUCUCCGCUCAGCAGUCAGCACCACUUGGUGGUGGUGUUGAUGGGGAUCCUAACAGGUCUGGCCAAGGUCGUAUAA